Bufo gargarizans (Asiatic toad) is the source of this 1885-nucleotide messenger RNA. RefSeq lists its product as uncharacterized. The record is from RefSeq and is a predicted model, not a curated record. The transcript has 2 exons. Bases 795 to 1400 code for a protein of 201 amino acids. NCBI's taxonomy places the organism in Eukaryota, Metazoa, Chordata, Amphibia, Anura, Bufonidae.
ACGUAGACUGGACACCACUAAGGAACUUACUAUACCGUACCAGACUUACCAUAGAAGAAAACAUUUGUUGUAGAAGGAAGGUUUUUUAUCUUUUUUUAUUAACAUUUUGUACAUAUAGGAAUUUAGUUUCAAAAAGUUUUGGACUUUAUUAUUAUUUUUUUAUAAUUUACUUGCUGUAUGAUUGUUUGCCGAUCAAGAAUUCUGAACCUCUUCUAAUCAUGUAAGACUAAAGUAUCUGAAUGUCUCUCCAAAUCCCAGCAGACGUGAUGGUCACACAGGAACAAGUAGAACAAGAACAUUGUUGAGAAAUGUUCCGAUUGGUAAAUCACGUUUGGUAUUUUCUUGCUGAAAACUCAGUCCCAGCCCAAAAAACGUGAAGAAAGGAUAGUUAUUUCUGUUCGCAAUACUGUUACAUUUUUGAUUAAUGGGAUGUGAUAACUGGAUUUCCAGAUAGAAUCCGCACGCGUUCCUUAGUUCACCUAAUGAACUGGGUUAGAGGCCAGGAAAGUCUAAUACGUGGGAGGUCAUAAUGAACCUGGCUUGGUGAUACCUGCCGUGUCCAUUGCUGAGUUAAGUCUAUAAAUGCUGCAGAACAUUAGCCCUUUUUUGGUUUUAGCAUCUGAAUUUGGGCAUUUCACAAAUUUACUCCAUAGAUCUGCUGAUGACACUCUGAUUUUUGGGUUGAAUGUUCAGUACAAGUCCUGCUAUAAUUCUAAAAGGUUACUCUGUGGCAAGAAACCUAUAGUCAUGGGCUGCACUACUUCUCCUGCCUGGAUCUGUCUCUCACCCCUACCAUGGAAAAUGUAGAGGAGACCACCAAUGAGAUAAAUAACUCCACGUUACAAAGUGAACAGUUCUUUCAGUCUAUGUUGGACUGUCAAAAACAGCUGAUAACAUCUAUUGCAAAUCUCGAAAAAAAUCUAUCAGAAGGUUUUCACAGUCUUUGCCAGGAACUAAGAAAUGUGACCAGUGCAAUUACUUCUUUCCAGAUGGACAUAUCAAGACGAGAAUAUCGUCCUCCAUCAUCUAUAGAAACAAAGGAUGGACAAAAGACAUUUACCUCGAGUCCAUCUUCAUCAUUGCGAUCGGAUGAUCUUACAACCACUUCAAGGGUUGUGGAUGGUCCUAAAGAGGACAGCUCACAGGGUUAUGGGGAGCAGAAGUCCUUAUUGAACGAAGAUAGUUUAGAGACUCAAAUGGAUGGUGGGAAACCUGCAGAAGAAGUAGAGGUCGGAGAGCAGCCGUCCACACAUGUCCAGGUGAAGCAGGAGAGGAACGGAGGCUCAGUAACUGGAAAGCAUGCUGCUGAAAGAGGAGACCCUCAUGAACUUGAAGACAGUUUUGAACAAUAUGGUCCACCAUUAAAGAAAAAAAAUGUUGAUUUUGGUUUACAUGAAUGAUUUCCGUGGAGAAGAUGACUUUCAGUCCGUGACAUCAUUAGAACAUCCAGAUCCCAGAAACAUCUUCGUAUUUGAUUGACGACAUAAAGUGAAGUUUUGGCCGGGGACAUCAUGACUUCUCCUCUCCUGUCCUCACAGAUACUUCCUGCCGUCCAGUAGAUGAAUGGAUCACACAUUACUCACGGCCCCUUGGAUCUUCCCCCGGCUAUUAUUUUACACCGGUGCUGUGCAUGCACAUUUUGACAGAAAUGUUUGCAACUUAUCUAUUCACGCACAGUGGAUUUGUGGCAGAAAUUUCUGUGUCUGAAUUUAACUUCCAGUUAUCUGAAAUUAAUAUUUCAUAACUUUGGAAUAGUUUUUUCUUAAGCAAGCCAUUUUCAGAUUGUUUUGUCAUGACGCAUCGUACUUCAUGUCAUAGGAAAUUUUCUGUUAAUAUGUUUUGCAUUUAUUUGUAAAAAAAUAAAUAAAAAUUUACUGAAAAUUCU